CGGGGCCGGGAUCUCCGAGACCCGCCUCUCUGCCAGACACCUGAGCCGCCACUCCCCAGGCUCCUGGAAGCUCGAGGCCGGACCCUCCAGAAGGCGCGCCGUCAGCGGGCAGCCCAGCGCCCGGCACCGCCUCGCGCUCUUAUAGGCUCGCAGCACUUCCGGUAGUGCGCGAGGCCGCCUGGGAAAUGCAGUCCGGGCCACCGGGCCCGCCCACUCCCUGCGCGCCCAGGUGCUGGCUCCCCGACCCAGUUCCUCAUCGGGUGUUUCUACCCCAAAGCCCGGGUCGAGCUUCGGAGCGUCGCAACGCGUCUGCCCGGUCCUUCAACCCCAUCUCGAGGGAAGCGAAAUGUUCGGGUCGAUGCAGUGCUUCCCGCCAGGAUCGGACCCUAAGCCAGGUCUCACGAGACGUGGGUGGGAGCCCAGGUCAGCGAAAGGCGACAAUGGGACGGCCAGGACCUGGCAGGCCCAGAAAUCCAAGGCCCGAACAUGGCUGCUGGGCUGCGGCAGAGCGGGGAGAGGAAGCCGAGGUCAGCGGGCUGACAGAGCCCGCGUCGGUCCUCUACUUCCGGAAUUUAAAGCCGGUUUCCGGAAGCCGGAAUGUUGUCGCCAUGACAACCGACGUCGGUUCUUUGAGAUCCUUGCCUAAGAACAAGGGCAACAGCUCUUGAUUUGUAAGAACUAGAUACUCUCCUCAGUGCUGGGGAGAGAACCAAGAGCUGUUUUCUGGGGAAUUGUGGAAUGUGCUCUUGGAGGCCCAAGAAAGCAGAAGGAAGAUGCUUCAGACCAGUAACUACAGCCUGGUGCUAUCCCUGCAGUUCCUCUUGCUGUCCUAUGACCUCUUUGUCAAUUCCUUCUCGGAGCUACUCCGAAUGGCUGCUGUCAUCCAGCUGGUGCUCUUCAUCAUCCAGGAUAUUGCAAUCCUCUUCAACAUCAUCAUCAUUUUCCUCAUGUUCUUCAACACCUUCGUCUUCCAGGCUGGCUUGGUCAACCUCCUGUUCCACAAGUUCAAAGGGACCAUCAUCCUGACAGCAGUGUACUUUGCACUCAGCAUCUCCUUUCAUGUCUGGGUCAUGAACUUACGCUGGAAAAAUUCCAACAGCUUUGUUUGGACAGAUGGACUUCAAACGCUGUUUGUAUUCCAGAGACUAGCGGCCGUGCUGUACUAUUACUUCUACAAGCGGACAGCCAUGAGACUGGGCGACCCACGCUUCUACCAGGACUCUUUAUGGCUGCGCAAGGAGUUCAUGCAAGUCCGAAGGUGACUGCUGCUUGUCACACUGAUGGAUGCCUUUCCUUCCUGAAAGAAGCUCUGCAGGGAGGGUUGGCCCUCUGCACCAGGAAACAGCUGGACUUCCCUAGGUCAGGCUUGGACCAGUUAUGUUCUUACAAGUUCAAGUGUUCCCCAGCAGACUCAGUGCAUAGUGCCUCACCCUGACCUCAGCUGUGCCCUUUCCUUCCUUCCCUGCUCUGUUCCAUUCCACCCCUCCUCUCUGCUGACUCUGUGGCUCACCCUUUGAAGCUUUUUGUUCAGCCUGAACCUACCAAUCCCCACCUUCUUGGCACCAACUGGUGACUAAAGGAUGCAAAGAUUGUUAGCUAUGUGUUCUUGACUGAUCACCUCUCAGACAUUUAGAUUUUUAUACCCAAUGUACUUUUUUACAUUUUGUAAAUAGGAAAUAAAUU
Messenger RNA from Sciurus carolinensis (gray squirrel), 1683 nucleotides. It is a transcript of the gene Tmem138, whose product is annotated as transmembrane protein 138. Gene Ontology annotation, cellular component: cilium. Lineage: Eukaryota; Metazoa; Chordata; Mammalia; Rodentia; Sciuridae. The record is from RefSeq and is a predicted model, not a curated record. The transcript is spliced from 5 exons. The coding region runs from base 774 to 1262 and encodes 162 amino acids.